ACCCCUGGCCUACUGUGUUCUGCUGCCCAGCCUUUUGGGCAGCUGCAGGGAAGCCAGAUUUUGCCACCUAUGGAGCAGCCCUUCAUUUGAGUCUGGAAGCAGUGGAAGGUGCCAGGGCCUCUGUGAGUCUCGUCAGACCAGGUCUGAUGCCAAGUUGCUGCAGGCAGUCCCCAUGCAGCACGAGGAGCCCAGCCCUCUCUGCAAGGAAGCCUGAGACAGCUGACAGUGCAAGGAGAAUAAGACCACAACUUGCCAAAGAAAAGAUUGAAGGAUGCCAUAUUUGUACAUCGGUCACACCAGGAGAACCGCAGGUCUUCCUAGGGAAAGACAAAGCCUUUACUUUUGAUUAUGUGUUUGACAUUGACUCCCAGCAAGAACAGAUCUACACUCAUUGCAUAGAGAAACUAAUUGAAGGUUGUUUUGAAGGAUACAAUGCUACAGUCUUUGCUUACGGACAAACUGGAGCUGGUAAAACAUACACCAUGGGAACAGGAUUUGAUGUGAACAUCAUCGAGGAAGAACAGGGUAUUAUUUCUCGUGCUGUUAAACACCUUUUCAAGAGCAUUGAAGAAAAAAAACACACCGCAAUGAAAAAUGGGCUUCCUCCUCCAGAUUUUAAAGUGAAUGCACAAUUCUUAGAGCUGUACAAUGAAGAGGUCCUUGACUUAUUUGAUACCACACGUGAUAUUGAUGCAAAAAAUAAAAAAUCAAAUAUAAGAAUUCAUGAAGAUUCAACUGGAGGAAUUUAUACUGUGGGAGUUACAACACGUACUGUGAAUACAGAAUCAGAGAUGAUGCAGUGUUUGAAGCUGGGUGCUUUAUCCCGGACCACAGCUAGCACGCAGAUGAAUGUUCAGAGCUCUCGCUCACAUGCCAUUUUUACCAUCCACUUGUGUCAAACCCGAAUGUGUCCCCAAAUAGAUGCUGAAAAUGCUACUGAUAACAAGGUGAUUUCUGAAUCAUCACAGAUGAAUGAAUUUGAAACCCUGACUGCAAAGUUCCAUUUUGUUGAUCUGGCAGGAUCAGAAAGACUGAAGCGAACUGGAGCCACAGGCGAGAGGGCAAAAGAAGGCAUUUCCAUCAACUGUGGACUCUUGGCACUUGGCAAUGUAAUAAGUGCAUUGGGAGACAAGAGCAAGAGGGCCACCCAUGUCCCCUACAGAGAUUCUAAGCUGACAAGACUGCUCCAGGAUUCCCUCGGGGGUAACAGCCAAACAAUCAUGAUAGCAUGCGUCAGCCCUUCAGACAGAGAUUUUAUGGAAACUUUAAAUACCCUCAAAUACGCCAAUCGAGCUAGAAAUAUCAAGAACAAGGUGAUGGUCAAUCAGGACAGAGCUAGUCAGCAGAUCAAUGCACUCCGCAGUGAGAUCACACGGCUGCAGAUGGAGCUCAUGGAGUACAAAACAGGUAAAAGAAUAAUUGAUGAGGAGGGAGUGGAAAGCAUCAAUGACAUGUUUCAUGAGAAUGCUAUGCUACAGACUGAGAAUAACAACCUGCGUGUCAGAAUUAAAGCCAUGCAGGAGACGGUUGAUGCACUGAGGACCAGAAUCACCCAGCUUGUCAGUGAUCAGGCCAACCAGGUUCUUGCCAGAGCAGGGGAAGGGAAUGAGGAGAUUAGUAAUAUGAUUCACAGUUAUAUCAAAGAAAUUGAAGAUCUCAGGGCAAAAUUGUUAGAAAGUGAAGCGGUAAAUGAGAACCUUCGGAAGAACUUGACAAGAGCCACAGCAAGAUCACCGUAUUUCAGUGGACCAUCAUCUUUCUCUCCUGCUAUACUCUCCUCAGACAAGGAGACCAUUGAAAUUAUAGACCUAGCUAAGAAAGAUUUAGAGAAGCUGAAAAGGAAAGAAAAGAAGAAGAAAAAAAGUGUGGCUGGUAAAGAGGAUAAUGCAGACACCGACCAAGAGAAAAAAGAAGAAAAGGGUAUUUCAGAAAGAGAAAACAAUGAAUUAGACAUGGAAGAAAAUCAAGAAGUGAGUGAUCAUGAGGAUGAGGAAGAGGAGGAGGAGGAGGAAGAGGAUGACAUCGAAGGGGGUGAAAGCUCUGAUGAAUCAGAUUCUGAGUCAGAUGAAAAAGCCAAUUAUCAAGCAGACUUAGCAAACAUUACUUGUGAAAUUGCAAUCAAGCAAAAGCUGAUUGAUGAACUAGAAAAUAGCCAGAAAAGAUUGCAGACACUGAAAAAGCAAUAUGAAGAGAAGCUAAUGAUGUUACAACAUAAAAUUCGGGACACUCAGCUUGAAAGAGACCAGGUGCUUCAAAACUUAGGCUCAGUGGAAUCUUACUCAGAAGAAAAGGCCAAAAAAGUUAGAUCUGAAUAUGAAAAGAAACUCCAAGCCAUGAAUAAAGAAUUGCAGAGACUUCAGACAGCCCAGAAAGAGCAUGCAAGGUUGCUUAAAAACCAGUCUCAAUAUGAAAAGCAAUUGAAGAAAUUGCAGCAGGAUGUGAUGGAAAUGAAAAAAACAAAGGUUCGCCUAAUGAAACAAAUGAAAGAGGAACAAGAAAAAGCCAGAUUGACAGAGUCUAGAAGAAACAGAGAGAUUGCUCAAUUGAAAAAAGAUCAACGUAAAAGAGAUCAUCAACUUAGACUUCUGGAAGCCCAAAAAAGAAACCAAGAAGUGGUUCUUCGCCGCAAAACUGAAGAGGUUACAGCUCUUCGUCGGCAAGUAAGACCCAUGUCAGAUAAAGUGGCUGGGAAAGUCACGCGGAAGCUGAGCUCAUCUGACACCCCCGUUCAGGACACAGGUUCCAGUGUAGCUGCUGUAGAAACAGAUGCGUCCAGGGCAGGAGCUCAGCAGAAAAUGAGAAUUCCUGUGGCAAGAGUCCAGGCCUUACCCACGCCCGCAACCAAUGGAACAAGAAAAAUAUAUCAGAGAAAAGGGUUGACCGGCCGGGUGUUUACUUCCAAGACGGCACGCAUGAAGUGGCAGCUUCUUGAACGUAGGGUCACGGACAUCAUCAUGCAAAAGAUGACGAUUUCCAAUAUGGAGGCUGACAUGAAUAGACUCCUCAAGCAACGGGAAGAACUCACAAAAAGAAGAGAGAAACUUUCCAGAAGAAGGGAAAAGAUAGUCAAGGAGAGUGGAGAGGGAGAUAAAAAUGUGGUCAACAUCAAUGAGGAGAUGGAGUCAUUAACUGCGAAUAUAGAUUACAUCAAUGACAGCAUUUCUGAUUGUCAAGCCAACAUCAUGCAGAUGGAAGAAGCAAAGGAAGAAGGAGAAACCCUGGACGUCACUGCAGUCAUUAAUGCUUGCACGCUUACAGAAGCCCGGUACCUGCUAGGUCACUUCUUGUCAAUGGGCAUCAAUAAGGGUCUUCAGGCCGCCCAGAAAGAGGCUCAAAUUAAAGUACUUGAAGGUCGGCUUAAGCAAACGGAAAUAACCAGUGCUACACAAAACCAACUCUUAUUCCACAUGUUGAAAGAGAAAGCAGAGUUAAAUCCUGAGCUGGAUGCUUUACUGGGCCAUGCUUUACAAGAUCUAGAUAGCGUACCUUUAGAAAAUGUAGAGGAUAGUACUGAUGAGGAUGCACCUUUAAACAGCCCGGGAUCAGAAGGAAGCACACUGUCUUCAGACCUGAUGAAGCUUUGUGGAGAUGUGAAACCUAAAAACAAGGCCCGAAGGAGGACCACCACUCAGAUGGAAUUGCUGUAUGCAGAUAGCAGUGAACUAGCUUCAGACACUAGUACAGGAGAUGCUUCCUUGCCUGGCCCUCUUACAGCUGUUGCAGAAGGGCAAGAGAGUGGAAUGAAUACAGAGACCAGUGCUACUUCUGCUAGGGACAAAGAACUCCCUCCCCCAUCUGGCUUCCCUUCUAAGAUAGGCAGCAUUACCAGAUCGUCAUCUCUAUCAGAGAAAAAACUACCAGAGCCUUCCCCUGUAACCAGGAGAAAGGCAUAUGAGAAAGCAGAAAAAUCAAAGGCCAAGGAACAAAAACACUCAGAUUCUGGAACCUCAGAGGCUAGUCUUUCACCUCCUUCUUCCCCACCAAGCCGGCCCCGUAAUGAACUGAAUGUGUUUAAUCGUCUUACUGUUUCUCAGGGAAACACAUCAGUUCAGCAGGAUAAGUCUGAUGAAAGUGAUUCCUCUCUGUCGGAGGUACACAGCAGUAGAUCCUCCAAAAGGGGCAUAAUCAACCCAUUUCCUGCUGCAAAAGGAAUCAGAGCUUCUGCCCUUCAGUGCAUUCACAUAGCUGAAGGGCACACGAAAGCCGUGCUCUGUGUGGAUUCCACUGAUGACCUCCUCUUCACUGGAUCAAAAGAUCGUACUUGUAAAGUAUGGAAUCUGGUGACCGGGCAGGAGAUAAUGUCACUGGGAGGCCAUCCCAACAAUGUCGUGUCUGUAAAAUACUGUAAUUACACAAGUCUGGUCUUCACUGUGUCAACAUCUUAUAUUAAGGUGUGGGAUAUCAGAGAUUCAGCAAAAUGCGUUCGAACACUGACAUCUUCAGGUCAAGUUACUCUUGGAGAUGCUUGUUCUGCCAGUACCAGCCGGACGGUAGCUAUUCCUUCGGGAGAGAACCAGAUCAAUCAAAUUGCGCUGAACCCAACUGGCACUUUCCUUUAUGCGGCGUCUGGAAAUGCUGUUAGAAUGUGGGAUCUUAAAAGGUUCCAAUCUACAGGAAAGUUAACGGGACACCUAGGCCCUGUGAUGUGCCUUACUGUCGAUCAGAUUUCCAAUGGACAAGAUCUAAUCAUCACUGGCUCCAAGGAUCAUUACAUCAAAAUGUUUGAUGUAACUGAAGGGGCUCUUGGAACUGUGAGUCCCACCCACAAUUUUGAGCCCCCUCAUUAUGAUGGCAUUGAGGCGCUAACCAUACAAGGGGAUAACCUAUUCAGUGGGUCCAGAGAUAAUGGAAUCAAGAAAUGGGACUUAGCGCAAAAAGACCUUCUGCAGCAAGUUCCAAACGCACACAAGGAUUGGGUCUGUGCCCUGGGAGUGGUGCCAGGCCACCCGGUUUUGCUCAGUGGCUGCAGAGGGGGCAUUCUGAAACUCUGGAACGUGGAUACCUUCGUGCCAGUUGGAGAGAUGAAGGGUCAUGAUAGUCCUAUCAAUGCCAUAUGUGUUAAUUCCACCCACAUUUUUACUGCAGCUGAGGCACAGGCUCGCAAUUUGCAAGAUGGUCAGAUCUCCGACACAGGAGAUCUGGGGGAAGAUACUGCCAGUAAUUAA
This is a messenger RNA of Myotis lucifugus (little brown bat), 5165 nucleotides long. It is a transcript of the gene KIF21A, whose product is annotated as kinesin family member 21A. Gene Ontology annotation, biological process: microtubule-based movement; mitotic spindle organization. The coding region runs from base 147 to 5165 and encodes 1672 amino acids. Lineage: Eukaryota; Metazoa; Chordata; Mammalia; Chiroptera; Vespertilionidae. Gene Ontology annotation, molecular function: microtubule motor activity; ATP binding; microtubule binding. The transcript is spliced from 38 exons. The record is from RefSeq and is a predicted model, not a curated record.